AUGGCAAGAGCCCUGUACGAUAAUAUCCCCGAAUGCGCAGAAGAGUUGGCCUUCCGCAAAGGAGACAUUUUGACGGUGAUAGAACAGAACACUGAAGGUCUUGAAGGAUGGUGGCUCUGCUCCUUACACGGCCGGCAAGGCAUCGUUCCAGGCAAUCGUGUGAAACUCCUGAUAGGUCCAGUGGUACAGGACAGCCCUUCUGGCCAGGAUGUGUCCAACUCAGUAUUGAUGCAUCAAUCCUUCAACGCACAAAAGAUCUACCAAGUGCCAAGCUCGCACGCCUCAGCACGGGACCCUGUCUAUCAGGUGCCACCUUCCCAUCUGAAUCAGGGAAUUUACCAAAUACCCACUGGACAUGGUCUAGUGGGACAAGAUAUUUACCAGGUGCCACCCUCCAUGCAGAGAAGUGUUGACGGUCCACCUCUGGCUAACAAGGUAAUAACUCCAGUCAGGUCUGGACAAGAUUAUGUUUAUGAAUUCCCUUCCAAAUACCAGAAGGAUACCUACGAUAUUCCCCCUGUUCGCCCUCUCCAAGGGAUAUACGAUAUCCCCCCUACAUCAGUUAAGGGGCCUGCACUUCCAGUUCCCAUGGGAGAAGCAAAAGCUUCAGGAGUCUAUGACAUACCACCUGCCAAAGGGGUCUAUGCUACACCUCCAUCUGCAUGCCGAGAUGAUACAGGCCUGAGGGAAAAUUUGCAGGAUUUUUCAUCACCAGUGGGCCACAGUGUAAGACCAGAAGGAGUGUAUGACAUUCCUCCUCCCAUCACCAAAGCAACUGGGAAAGAAAUUAAAUUUUCUCCUGAGAGUUUUUUAUUGCCAGAUGGAGUGUCACAGAAACAUAGUGUUUAUGACAUCCCUAUGAACCAUCAAAACCAUUUUCUUGGACAGCAAAUUGCACCUCAAAAAGAUGUUUAUGAUACCCCAAGGGGAAUUGCAUUCCCAGGACAACAGACAGGACUCGGUGAAAGCAUCAUCCCAGAAGGAAGAGAAGGCGUAUAUGAUGUGCCACCAGCAGUCCUCCAAGACACUAAAGGCUUACAGGACGUGACUGAUGGGAUGAAUAGGUUGUCUUUCUCUAGCACAGGAAGCACCAGGAGUAACAUGUCCACAUCUUCAACAACAUCAAAAGACUCUUCUGUCUCAGCAUCAACCGCACAGGACAAAAGACUAAUCCUUGAUCCAGACACUGCUAUAGAGAGACUUUAUCGCCUCCAGCAGAUGGUAGAGACAGCUGUCAAUAACCUCAUGGCCUUCGUUACAGCAGACUGGAGGUCAUAUGGAUACAUGGAGAAACACAUCAAUGAAAUUCACACUGCUGUGGAUAAGGUGGAGCAGUCGCUGUUGGAGUACCUUCAGUUUGCAAAAGGAUCAGCAGCCAAUGCUUCCUGCCUGUCUGAGUUCGGCCUCCUCAACAAAAUGAGGAGGGAGGUACAAAGGCUAGAGGACUCUCACCAGAUCCUUACCCAAACCCGUCACGACUUGAACAGCUUCAACUGGUCUUUGAAUGUUCUGGCUGUCAACAGACUGCAGAGCAAGUGUGAUGACCUGGAUCGGUUUGUUAUGGUGGCAAGGACAGUUCCAGAUGAUGCCAAGCAACUGACUACUACCAUUAGUGUCAAUGCAGAGGUGCUCUUCAAACAGGCAUUGAACAGCUCACGUCCCAAAAACACACCAGAGAGUAUCACGAACACUCCUGACUAUGUGUAUGACAGUCCUCAUAUGCAGCAUCACGGAGAAAAAGCACAGAACCACUGCAGUUCCUUUCCUCUGCUCCUGAGUAAAGGUCAGCACCCUCACAAUACCACCAGUGAGAGCUCAGAAAAGAGCUGGAUGGAUGACUACGAUUACGUUCACCUGCAGGGGAAAGAAGAGUUUGAAAGACAACAGAGGGAGCUGCUGGAAAAAGAAAAUAUCAUCAAGCAGAGCAAAAUGGAGCUAGAGCACCAUCAGAUCAAUCAGUUCCAGCGCCUGGAGCAAGAGAUCACCAAGCCAGUGGAGAAUGACAUCUCAAAGUGGAAGCCACCUCAGGCUCUCCAGACUGCCAACAGCGCUGCCACCUCCCGUGACUGCCGUCUGCUUUUGUUCUAUGCUGACCAAUGCGAGACUCACUUCAACUCCCUCCUGAACGCCAUCGAUGCCUUUUUCAGCUGCAUCAACGCUUCUCAGCCCCCCCGAAUCUUUGUGGCUCACAGCAAAUUUGUCAUUUUGAGCGCUCACAAACUCGUCUUCAUUGGAGACAUGCUCACAAGGCAGGUGACGACUCAGGACAUACGCAACAAAGUGAUGAACUCCAGCAACCAGUUGUGCGAGCUGCUGAAGAGCGUUGUCCUGGCCACCAAGGCGGCUGCCUUGCAUUACCCCAGCACAGCCGCCCUGCAGAAGAUGGUGGACCAAGUGACAGAGCUCUCUCGUCACGCACAGUUGUUCAAACUCUCGCUGGUCCAAAUGGCAUCCUUGUGA
Molecule: messenger RNA, 2460 nt
Organism: Mesitornis unicolor (brown roatelo)
Lineage: Eukaryota; Metazoa; Chordata; Aves; Mesitornithiformes; Mesitornithidae
Gene: NEDD9
Product: neural precursor cell expressed, developmentally down-regulated 9
Exons: 6
Coding region: 1-2460 (819 amino acids)
Biological process (GO): cell migration; cell surface receptor protein tyrosine kinase signaling pathway
Cellular component (GO): cytoplasm; plasma membrane
Molecular function (GO): protein binding
Source: RefSeq, a predicted model, not a curated record